Molecule: messenger RNA, 5128 nt
Organism: Phasianus colchicus (ring-necked pheasant)
Lineage: Eukaryota; Metazoa; Chordata; Aves; Galliformes; Phasianidae
Gene: ZNF423
Product: zinc finger protein 423
Source: RefSeq, a predicted model, not a curated record
CGGGGGCGAGCGGCGGGACGCGAGGGGGGGCCGAGAGCGGCCGGGGAGGAUUUAGGGAAACCGCGGCGAGGUCGCACCCCCGGAGCGCCUCGCAUUGUCGGGGCCGCCGCGCCGCUCUUAUUUUUAGACGCUCAUUCUCCCCGCGCCCUCCCCCCGGCCCCGGGAGCCCCGCGCGGCUUUUUGUGCCAUUCUCAAAGUGCCGAGCCGGACUGAGAGCCGCAGGGCGCCUGCAAACUUUAACGAGAACAAAAAGGCGGCGGGGGCGCGGAGGGGCUCGGCUUGUGGCGGUGCUAUUUGCACAUCGAAGGGAGGAGAAAAAACCAACAAAGAGGAGAAAAAAAAAAAAGAAAGAAAGAAAGAAAAAGAAAUCGCAACUGUUGCGCCUGUGAUUUUUUUUUUUUUUUUUUUGUCCCCGGGGGGAGAACCUCUAGGUGCCCGAGGGGGUGGACAGGAGUUGAACUUGCCGCAUUGCAACAGGCAAAGAAGUGAGAAAUCCGAUAAUCGAUCCCGCUGCUGCCGCUGCUUCGCCUCGCUCAGCCCGGCAAAGUUUCGAGGGGCAGGAGGCAGGGUGAGGCAGGGCGGGCAGGGGCCGCGGGGCCGCGAGGAGGACGCGCCGGGAGGAGGACGAGCCGCGGCGCCCGGACAUGUCCAGGAGGAAGCAAGCCAAGCCCCGCUCGGUGAAAGUUGAAGAGGGCGAAUCUUCGGAUUUUGCUUUGAACUGGGACUCAUCAGUGACUCAAUCAGGUGGCCUGGGAGGAGAGCUGGAGAGCGACACGAAGGACAGCCGGGCCCUGGAAGAGAGGAACAGCGUGACGAGCCAGGAAGAGAGAAAUGAGGAAGAUGAAGACAUGGAGGAUGAGUCAAUUUACACCUGCGAUAACUGUCAGCAGGACUUCGAUUCACUGGCAGACCUGACUGAACACAGGGCACACCACUGUCCUGGAGAUGGUGAUGACGACCCACAACUCUCCUGGGUGGCUUCAUCUCCCUCCAGCAAAGAUGUUGCAUCACCCACUCAGAUGAUAGGAGAUGGGUGUGAUCUCGGCAUCGGGGAGGAGGAAGGGGGGACUGGCCUGCCGUAUCCCUGUCAGUUUUGUGAUAAGUCCUUCAUUCGCUUGAGCUACCUUAAGAGACACGAGCAGAUCCACAGUGACAAACUACCUUUCAAAUGCACCUACUGUAGCCGGCUUUUUAAACACAAGAGGAGUAGGGACCGUCACAUAAAGCUUCAUACGGGGGACAAAAAGUAUCAUUGCCACGAGUGCGAGGCCGCAUUCUCUCGCAGCGACCACCUCAAAAUUCAUCUGAAAACCCACAGCUCCAGCAAACCAUUCAAGUGUACUGUGUGUAAACGUGGGUUUUCAUCUACCAGCUCAUUGCAGAGUCACAUGCAAGCUCAUAAAAAGAACAAGGAACAUAUGGCAAAGUCUGAGAAAGAGGUGAAGAAGGAUGAUUUUAUGUGUGAUUACUGUGAAGAGACAUUCAGUCAGACUGAAGAAUUGGAGAAGCACGUAAUGACACGCCACCCACAGCUUUCUGAGAAGGCAGAUUUGCAGUGUAUUCAUUGCCCUGAAGUAUUUUCAGAUGAAAACUUAUUGCUCUCACACAUUCAUCAAGCCCAUGCCAACAAAAAACACAAGUGCCCUAUGUGCCCGGAGCAGUUUUCUUCAGUGGAGGAAGUCUAUUGCCACUUGGACAGCCACAGGCAACCUGACUCCAGCAAUCACAGCAUCAGCCCUGACCCAGUCCUGGGCAGUGUGGCAUCCAUGAGCAGUGCGACUCCCGACUCCAGUGCAUCGGUGGAGAGAGGUUCCACCCCGGAUUCGACCUUAAAGCCUUUGAGAGGGCAAAAGAAAAUCAGGUCUGUGGACAGAGAGGAAGGCCAGAAUUGGUCUAAAGUUACUUACAGCUGCCCAUACUGCUCAAAGCGCGACUUCAACAGUCUUGCUGUGCUUGAGAUCCACCUGAAGACCAUCCAUGCGGACAAACCUCAACAAAGCCACACGUGCCAGAUCUGCCUUGAUUCCAUGCCUACGCUGUACAACUUGAAUGAACACGUGAGAAAGGUGCACAAAAACCAUGCUUAUCCCAUGAUGCAGUUUAGCAACAUUUCUGCCUUUCACUGUAACUACUGCCCUGAGAUGUUUGCAGAUAUCAAUAGCUUACAGGAACACAUCCGUAUUACUCACUGUGGUCCAAAUGCUACCCCUCAAGAUGGUAACAACGCUUUCUUCUGUAACCAGUGCUCAAUGGGCUUUCUGACCGAAGCAACCUUGACUGAGCAUAUUCAGCAGACUCACUGCAAUGUAGGAAAUUCAAAACUGGAUUCCCCUGUCAUUCAGCCAACACAGUCUUUUAUGGAAGUUUAUUCAUGCCCUUAUUGCACAAACUCCCCCAUUUUUGGCUCCAUCCUGAAGCUUACAAAGCAUAUUAAAGAAAACCACAAGAACAUUCCUCUGGCACACAAUAAGAAGUCAAAAGCAGAGCAGAGUCCAGUUUCUUCUGAUGUUGAAGUCUCUUCCCCUAAAAGGCAACGGCUUUCUGCUAGUGUAAACUCGGUGUCUAAUGGUGAAUAUCCGUGUAAUCAGUGUGAUCUAAAGUUCUCAAAUUUUGAGAGUUUUCAAACUCAUUUAAAGUUGCAUUUGGAGUUGCUGUUGAGGAAACAGUCUUGCCCUCAGUGUAAAGAAGACUUUGAUUCCCAGGAGUCUCUCCUGCAACAUCUCACCGUACAUUACAUGACAACUUCAACUCAUUAUGUAUGUGAGAGCUGCGACAAACAGUUUUCUUCAGUGGAUGAUUUGCAGAAGCAUUUGUUGGACAUGCAUACUUUUGUGUUGUAUCACUGCACCCUUUGCCAAGAAGUUUUUGAUUCCAAGGUAUCUAUCCAAGUGCAUCUGGCAGUCAAGCACAGCAAUGAAAAGAAGAUGUAUCGUUGCACAGCCUGUAACUGGGAUUUUAGGAAGGAGGUGGAUCUCCAAAUCCACGUGAAGCAUAGUCACUUGGGGAAUCCAUCAAAGUCUCACAAGUGCAUCUUCUGUGGUGAGACUUUUAGCACAGAGGUAGAACUGCAGUGCCACAUCACAACCCACAGCAAAAAAUACAACUGCAAGUUUUGUAGCAAAGCUUUUCAUGCCAUCAUCUUGCUUGAAAAACACUUGCGGGAAAAACACUGCGUUUUUGAUGCUAGCACUGAAAAUGGUACAGCUAAUGGCAUGACCCCAACAAAUAAGAAGACAGAAGGGGCAGAUAUCCAGAACAUGUUAAUGAAGAAUCCAGAUACCUCCAACAGUCAUGAGGCCAGUGAGGAUGAUGUAGAUGCUUCUGAGCCCAUGUAUGGCUGUGACAUCUGUGGCGCUGCCUAUACUAUGGAGGUCCUCUUGCAAAACCAUCGCUUGAGAGAUCAUAACAUCAGGCCUGGGGAGGACGACUGUUCUAGGAAGAAAGCGGAGUUCAUCAAAGGUAGCCACAAGUGUAAUAUCUGCUCAAGGACCUUUUUCUCAGAAAAUGGCCUGAGAGAGCACAUGCAGACCCAUCGAGGCCCGGCAAAGCACUACAUGUGCCCCAUCUGUGGGGAGCGCUUCCCAUCGCUCCUGACCCUCACUGAGCACAAAGUCACUCACAGCAAGAGUUUGGAUACAGGAACGUGUCGGAUCUGCAAAAUGCCACUGCAGAGUGAGGAGGAAUUCAUCGAACACUGCCAGAUGCAUCCAGAUCUCAGAAACUCCCUCACUGGGUUUCGCUGCGUUGUCUGCAUGCAGACGGUCACCUCUACGCUUGAGCUGAAAAUUCAUGGGACGUUUCAUAUGCAGAAACUGGCAGGAAACUCUGCGACCUCAUCACCCAAUGGCCAGGCCUUGCAAAAACUCUACAAGUGUGCACUGUGCUUGAAAGAGUUCCGGAACAAGCAGGACUUGGUAAAAUUGGAUGUGAAUGGCCUGCCCUAUGGCCUUUGUGCUGGAUGCAUGACCAGGAGCACCAAUGGACAGUCUUCAGGCUUGACCCCACAGGAAGUGAAUGAGAGGCCGUGUGGCAGUCUGAGGUGCCCUGAGUGUAGUGUUAAAUUUGAAAGUGCUGAAGACCUGGAGAGCCACAUUCAGGUUGACCACCGAGACCUGACACCUGAGACUAGUGGCCAAAGGAAAGGUACCCAGACGUCGCCUGUUCCCAGGAAAAAGACCUAUCAGUGCAUCAAGUGCCAGAUGACCUUUGAGAAUGAGAGAGAGAUACAAAUCCAUGUCGCUAACCAUAUGAUUGAGGAAGGCAUCAAUCAUGAGUGCAAGCUGUGUAACCAGAUGUUUGACUCUCCGGCAAAGCUCCUGUGUCACCUGAUUGAGCACAGCUUUGAGGGGAUGGGAGGCACAUUCAAAUGCCCUGUUUGUUUCACAGUUUUUGUGCAGGCAAAUAAACUGCAGCAGCACAUCUUUGCAGUCCACGGACAGGAAGAUAAAAUUUAUGACUGUUCCCAGUGCCCACAGAAGUUCUUCUUUCAAACAGAGCUUCAGAACCACACAUUGAGCCAGCACGCACAGUGAGCCACUGGCACUACAGGACACCUCUCUGCAGAAGACUUGACGGUGGCACAGUGGGGAGGACCAUUUGAACAUUACAUCCAAUCAAAGUGUCAUUUGCAACCCAGAUGUAAAACUCUAAUGAUUUGGCCAUGAGGCGCUGCUAUUAUAAGCAGCUGGAAAUGAAUAUUAAUGGAAGAGAUUAAAAGUAUUCCAUGCUCAGUAUUUUUUAUUGUCCUGCUUCAGCUAGUGUACUUUAGAGCUUCUGCUUCUGACUGAAUUUAUAGUGUUAGCUAAAUCUGCUUUGAUGCUGUUGCCCUUUGUUGCUUCUUGUAUUAUAUUGAUAGUUAAAAAUUAGAUGUGUUUUUUUUUAAGCUGCUUUUUAAUUGCAAUUUUAGGUAACUGUGCAUUGUGAUGUGAUUGCUUGGCUAUUGUCUGAAUAUUUCUUUUUCUUUUUUUAAUUAAAGACUAAUGCUUUGAUUGGAUUUGCCAGUUCACCGGACAGUGAUUAAAACUAUGUAAUGAAUAUAAUCGGUUUCAGUGCAACUGGAUGGUCUGCUUUAUAAAUGUGACUUAUCUGAUUGCAAUAACUAGUACAGUUCAAUAAAGGGAAUACAUGA